AAACAUUGCUACUGGUUUGGAACGUGUUAACUGGGCGGAGAAAAACAGCUGUUGAUAUUAUGAGUCAUCAUCCCACAGUUUCUUGUAUUCCUAACACAGGCAAAAUGUCGAAAGCAAAAAAAGUGAUUGAAGAAGCAAAAGAAAUUAAUAACCCUGAAAUAGAUUUGGUGGAUAAGGGCAUAUCAAGCCUCGACGAGAUACCAAGCUUGUUCACUCUUGAGAACAUAACUCGUCUCUCCCUCAGUCACAAUAAGAUACAAGUGGUGCCUGCAGCUCUUGCUAACCUUGUCAACUUGGAGAUCCUGAAUCUCGCCAACAAUCACAUCCAAGAGUUACCAGUCAGUUUAUCGUCACUGCCCAAGCUACGGAUACUCAAUGUGUCCCUUAACAGGCUUUACACCCUGCCGAGAGGGUUUGGAUCAUUCCCUGUGCUGGAAAUCUUGGACUUGACAUACAAUAAUCUCAAUGAGAAAACAUUGUCUGGAAAUUUCUUUAUAAUGGACAGUCUCCGUGCAUUGUACUUGGGUGACAAUGAUUUCGAAUUUCUACCACCUGAAAUUGGAAACCUGAAGAAUUUGCAAAUUCUAUCAAUGCGAGAAAACGACCUUAUCGAAGUACCACGAGAGCUGGGGCAGUUAUCGCGACUCCGAGAGUUGCAUCUGCAAGGCAAUAGGCUGGUGGUACUGCCUCCUGAAAUCGGAUCACUGGACCUAGCCAGCAAUAAAUCCGUGUUGCGAUUGGAGGGUAACUUCUGGGUACCGCCAAUAGAAGAUCAGCUGAAGCUGGGACCAUCUCAUGUGCUGGACUACUUGCGAUCUGAGACUUAUAAAGUACUGUACAGCCGUCACAUGUCGGCCAAACCGCCGCCGCCUGCGCAAACUCUAGACAAGAGCAAGAAAGCGAGCCGCGCCGCCUAACAUCUAACAAGUGUCAUCAGUUCAUACAUUAGCCAAAAAUAAUUGAGACUAAAUGAAGAUUAGAAUUUCUAAUAUAAACUAAUGUGACUAAAGAGAUUUAUAAAGAAAAAUAACCUUUAAAACCACAUUAGUUUUGACUAAAAAUAUUUCGUCAAUUUCUAAUAGACAAGAGAAUAAUUAGUUUUAAGGCUUACUAAAAUAGAAGAUUGUGUGCAAUACAAGUGUAUGCGACAUUAAAUUAUAUUUUACUCAGUUUAGUUUUAGUCAUGACUACAUUAUGUAACCUGCAUUUAAAUACAAAGAGAGGAAAGCUAUAAAUUUUUAAAUAAAAAUAGUGAAUAUA
Molecule: messenger RNA, 1260 nt
Organism: Manduca sexta (tobacco hornworm)
Lineage: Eukaryota; Metazoa; Arthropoda; Insecta; Lepidoptera; Sphingidae
Gene: ics
Product: ras suppressor protein 1
Exons: 6
Coding region: 60-917 (285 amino acids)
Molecular function (GO): protein binding
Source: RefSeq, a predicted model, not a curated record